AUGUCACUUCUACAGGCACAAAAAUCAGUCUGGCAGAAUUCUGUGCGUUUUGUGCGUAACAACAGAAAAUGGUGGCCAAGAUCGGAACCAGAAACAUUCGAACGUGUUAUAUUUCCUCCAAAUGGCGAAUACAAAUUGCCAGCGAUGCCACAAGAACCAACUUAUGACCCAAAACUGGGCGAGGAAAAAUUCAAGUCAUCAAGGCAGCUAGUUAGUAUUCGUGGUGUUGAAGAAAUACACACUGAAUUGAUCCAUAAACAAUACGGGCUUGCUGCGAUUGGUGGUGGUUUUAUAUCUCCAUACGAUUUCAAUUUCAUUCGAGAUCGCUUAAAUAGAAAUCUUUUGAAAAAUCAAUUCGCAAUAUGGAGGGUGCCAGCUCCAUGGCUUCCACGUACUAAGAGAGCGGUUGGAGCGAAAGCUGGUAGUGGCAAAGGAAAUAUACAUCAUUACGUUACACCGGUUCGGGCAAGAAGAAUUAUUUUAGAAGUUGGUGGCUAUAUCAUGGAAUUGGAGGCAAGGGCUUAUUUAAUGUACCUCUGUGAACGGUUUCGAUUUCCUGUCGAAUUUGUAAGUGAGAAAAUAUUGGUGGAGAGAAGGCUUCAGGAGAAGAAAGUUGAAGAAAUGAAUAUCAACCAGUUUAAUUGGGAGUUAGCUUUGAAGUAUAAUAUGCAAAAUUGUCAUGGUUGGCUGUCAUAUUAUGAUGUUGCUUAUAAAUAUGUGUCAUUCUUAAAAAAUAAUGAGUCUCUUAUGACACUAGUGGGUGAGGAGGAAUUGUUGUGGAUUCCUUUCCGGUGGUUCGUUCUUAUGACAGCAAGUUUACCAUUUUUCGCCCUAUCUUUAUGUGUAUCAUUGUCAUUAGUAUUGCAUUUGGAUGAGUCCACUCGUACUCAUUGUGGUGUUGUGAAUUACUUGCCAUCCAUAUCAGCUGCAGUUGCAUCAUUUACUCCAGAACGUUAUAUUUGGCAGUUUUUCAUUUCAUUACAUUCUGCUCCUCGUAUUGUAGCCGCAUUAGCUUUUAAGCAACGCCUUUUUUAUAUUUACAGAAAUCUUUUACUAACAUCUCCGUUACGACCGUUGAAUGAUCGCGUGUGGUUCGAGUUAUCGUGUCAGGCGGCAUGUUUUGUAAAUAUAGCAGAAAGUUUAUUCCUUCUUUUGUUGACAUCGGCAUCUUCUACAGAUAGCUAUGCUAUUCAUAAAAUAUCGUUUCUUGGAUUUGCGAUCUGCUCGAUAAUUUAUAUGUUACUCGCAACUAGCUUAUUGCAUUAUUCUGGUAGGCGUCGUACGUCAUCACUUGGCGAGAAAUCAUUCCAGUAUAAAGUACUCAUGUGUUCUGCAUCAAUAUUAUCUCUUUUAUUCGCUGUUUAUUUUUUCAAUCGUCACAACACUUAUUGUGAGCCAGGAGUAUACACUUUGAUUACUCAUUUGAUCUUCAUGGUGUUUUUUAGUUGCAAUACAUGCAGUGAAGCGCUGAAAAAAAAUCAGGUUGAAAAACAUGGGUUCCGGUGCAGGUAUGCAACAUAUUCUUGCUUGGAUUGCGGACAAAAUUUUUCCUUGGAAACUUUCAAAGGUCAUAUGAAGUGUGUGACUGAAAGUAAGAAAUAUGGUGGGAAGAAUUAUGUCGAGAAAGAGAAUAAGGGUGAGAUUAAACAAAAUCGGUGGAUUGAGCAGGUGGAACGAGCAAUUGGGAAUGUGAAAGAACAAAGGUUAAAAUGUUUGUUGGAGCAGAUUCGUGGCUUUGACAAUAUUCCAAGGAAGGAAACGAAAUUUGUCAACUUUUUGCAAAAUUCGAUCAAUAUACGUGAUCGAGAUUUAUGCAUUAAGGCAUGGAACUGCAUAAGUGAACAAGCUAGAAAAAUUGAGGAAGAGACAAAGAAAGCGAAAUCAACAAAAAUUUGCACUCCCACUGCUGAAGAAGAGGGUGUGGGUCAUGGAGAAGGGUUUUCAAGAAAUGUUACUGAAAAAAAAGAAAAGAAAAGGAACGAUUUAUCAAGUAGCUGUGAUAAAAGUGCUAAUACCAAUUCCCCACAGAGAACACUAGAAACGAAGGAGGUAAAGUUUAAGUGGAAACGAGCUAUCAAACGGACUUUGAAAGAGGCAGAAAAUGGACAGAUGAAAGUGAAGCGGUUGAAAGCAAAAGUUAUUGAGUAUUAUUUGGCUAAUAAAAAGUUCAGUGAAAUUGAUGAAAAUCCUGAAUUAAUUUUUAAUGCCAAGUUGCAGUCUUUGAAUUUACAGUAUGAUGGCAAAAUGACAACAAAAAUGAGUGGAAAUUAUCGUCAAUGGAAAGUAGCGGAUGAGCAUGCCAAACAGGAUCUCGAAUUCCCGAAAACAGGAUUUAAGGUGGAAAGACUUUUCGCUCUGUGUAUGCGAAAGGUGGCGACGUUCAGAUAUAUAUGUUUCAGAACUUUACCUUUACCAUCACAUUUGAUCAAAAAAUUAAGAAUCUUGCGGAAUCAAAUUGGUUCCGUGAUGAGUAUGCAUAAUAAUUUCGUAUCUCUGGAUGUGUCGUGGAUUUAUGUAGGAAAAGAUGGUUUUCUACAUUGGCCUCGGACAUGUGGGAGAUGCUACUGUAAAAUGUCAAGACGUAGAUACUUUAUCUUUGCUGCCAUUAAUGGCAUCGCCACUCUGGAAUUUGUGCAAGUUGAUUUG
Messenger RNA from Thelazia callipaeda (thelaziosis nematode), 2646 nucleotides. NCBI's taxonomy places the organism in Eukaryota, Metazoa, Nematoda, Chromadorea, Rhabditida, Thelaziidae. The record is from the annotation of a GenBank genome assembly.